Messenger RNA from Lactuca saligna, 4537 nucleotides. The record is from the annotation of a GenBank genome assembly. NCBI's taxonomy places the organism in Eukaryota, Viridiplantae, Streptophyta, Magnoliopsida, Asterales, Asteraceae.
AUGGAAUUCCCUUCGUUCAACCAUCACCACCAUCAUAACAGGUACGUUCCUCCUCCUCCACCAACGAAUUUCUCAGAUGACCGUCCCAAUCUUUACCCUCAUCACCAGCAGCAUCUUCUCCCAUCACUUCAUCUCCCCCCCUCCUCCGCCGCUUGCAUACCCUUCCCUCCCUCCUCCACCGCCACCUCCGAUUCCCGUCCCCCCUCCACCACUAUCUUACAAUCCCCACCAGUCUCACUUCACCUUUCUCGACGCUCAAAACCCCCUCGUUUUCCAAUCACGGCCGCUCUUCCCCUCCCCAACCUAGGUUUUCCAAUCAGUCUCAUCGAUUUGAUUACCGAACGGAUUCUUGGUCGGAUUCGCAUAGGGUAUAGAGACGAAAACAUCAUCAAUGGAUAUGCCAGUAGGGAUGGUAGUAAUAUUGUUUCACAGGAGCAACAAGUUUUCCGUGGCAGUUCCAAUAAUGAUGACCAUCAGGGUCGAAUUAUUGAUCGUUAUGCGUCCGCCCAAGCUACUGGUUGUAAUUCUAGAAACGAGGAUUUUGUGGAGAAGUAUGAGCCACGUUACAUGAGUAAUUCCGAAAACGAGAGAAUCUGGGAUCAUCAUGGUGAAGAUUCUAGACGGAUUCAUCAAAUGAAGGGGAAGAAAAACGAAUUUGGUAAUAAUGAUGGGGUCUUAUUUGUGUCCGGUAGAGAGCAAUCACGUGAUUACGAAUAUGAAUCCAGUAGGGUGACUAGGGUUAGGGAAGGUAGGGAAGAGUUUAAGCAAGUACAGAAGAGGAGUGUUUUACUUAGGAUAGGCAAACCUAACAAUACUAAUAGGAACAGAAGCCAUGAUCAACAUUUCUCUAAAGCUCACAUGGUUGAAUCAAAUAAUAGUAAUUUUAGGGGUAAAGAUAAAGAUAGAGAUCAUGCAGGUAAGGAUUCUAGCUUGUACGUGGAUCAUAGGGUGGAGGGAGACAGAGAGCACAGCCCUGUAGAACUCGAUGUGUCUUUUAAAUCGAAUGCCCUAGUAGCCAAGGCUGUUGUAACACCCUCGAGUCCUGUGAUUGGUAAUAACAACACACAGCUUAGGAAUAAAAAGACUAAGAGAGGCUCUGAGUUUAAUUCACCAUUAAAAAGAUCGGGAAGCUCCUCCAAUGGGUUAGACUGUCCUUCUAGUUCUGAAAAGGCUCCAAAACAGCAAAAGCUUAGCCUUAAAGAUCCAGUUUUAGGUCAGGGUGCUGCCACUGGACCCUUGUCAUUUAGGCUUAAGAAGAAGAGGAAACUCAUUAACUUUAAAAAUAGCCCAAGUGUAUCUAUUUUUCAGCUGGCAGAGAAGGAUAACAAAUCUGUCAAGGGCCAAAACAAGAAUUCCCCAAGUGCAGAAUCUACCAUUCCAUCCACUUUAGAAGAAGUGAUUUCCAGUAAAGUGGUUUCAGAGAAAGAUAGCUCAGAAGUUGAGAAGUUAGUAUCUAAAAUAGAUGAUGGUCUGGUGAAUGAUCUUAUCCAAAAUGAAGUCUCAUUGAGUCUUGAAAAUGAUACUCAACAGGUAUCCACAGAUGCUAAGGUUGCUGGCACUCCUAUUUCUGCUUCAUGUGGGCAGGAUCAAAUCGAAAUUCAGAACUGCCCCACAGAAUCUUAUGCCAGUUUUGAUGCCUUUUCAGCCGAUGAGAAUGUGAAUAUGAACAAUGAAUCUGUCAAAAUCCAAGAAAUGACUACUUCUGCUUGUUCAGAUGAGAUUAUUAAUCUAGUCCCUGAGAAUGGUAACACAGUAGGUUUUCUUGAUGGUGUAUCAAGAAAAAAAGAGGAAACCCUAUUCCCUGAAGAUGGUACUCAAGAAACUCCAAAUGCCAUUACCAUUCUUACUGGUAGAAGCUAUGAGGCUUCAGAAAUUCAGUCCCCUGGUGAGAAACUACAAAAUGUAAAUAGUUCAAUCAAGGUAAUUUCAUCAGAUGAAGAUGAAAUUGUCGAAAUUGUAGAGUUAAAUUCUGAAUCAGUCGAGACACAAAGACCUGACCAUAGGGAGCCUAUGCUUGAAGCUGAAUUUGUCGAGUUAAAUUUUGAAUCACAAAAACCUGAAGAUGAAGUCGUGGAGAUUGUAGAGCUAAAUUCUGAAUCAACUGACCAUAGUACAGAUGAAAUACCACCCUCAUCGAGUAUUCUUUCUAGUCGGCCUGAUGAGAAACCAGGGGAACCUAUCCCUGAUAUGCUAACCAGUAUAGUUUCUGGUUUUCCAAAAGAUGAAACAACAUGUAAUUCUAAUUUGGGUAACAAUGAUGUAAAUAUUUGUGAAAAGUUUGUACCUGAGCCUGAGGAUGGUGGUGAUACAUCUUCCAAAACUAGUGGUAUAAAACCAAGUCAUUUGUCAGGAACCAAGACAGCCGCCACAUCAACAUCUCAGGGAUUGAAUAACAAAAUGCCAAUUAAGAGACCCAACCCAACAGUGUUUGCCACCCGCUCAUCACCAGUCUUCACCAAUUCAAGAGUGAAUAAGCCCCCUCGAACUUGGCAUCGAUCUGUGAACAAUACGUCUUCCAUUCCCCGACCAACCAAACAAGUUGGAGCAGUUCAGAAUGCUUACAUCCGUAGUGGCAACACGCUUGUUAGGAAAGCCAGCCCUGUAACUACCAUUUCCAGAUCUUCCAUAUAUCAGUUCAAUCCUUCAGGCCCAACCCCAACUGAGACAAGAACAGGUGCUGUUGUGAGGCCCAAAACACCACCACUAUCAGGUUAUACUGCCACCAAGUUACCCGAAUCUAAGGUUUUGCCAUCUUCGCCACUGGAAGACCCCGAAACCCACAAGUCACUAGAUGAAGGAGGAACUGCAGGAAAGAAGAUAGAAUAUGUUAAGCCAAAAUCCAACCAGCUGGUUGCAGCCACAACUAGUGCUCAGGAGUUAGACAAGUCUUCUGAUGGAUACUAUAAGAGGAGGAAAAAUCAACUUGUUAGAACAUUGGUGGGUGAUGACUCAGUCCCAGAUGUGAGGAAGGCUGCUAAAGGUAUGUUUAAGAAGUAUAGAAAUUCGAGAUUCUCUUCAGUCUGGACGCUUGGCGCUCAAUCAUUGGGAAAAGACGGUGUCUCAUUACGUCAGAAGCUUAGGCCGCAUCUGUUUCCAUGGAAAAGAACAAAAUUUUGGGGAUAUGCUUCAGCUUCUAUGCACAGUAACAGCUCGUCAUCUUUGCUUAGUCGCAAGUUGCUUGUUUCAAGAAAGCGAGAGAUGAUCUACACAAGGUCAAAGCAUGGGUUUUCUCUCCGCAUGUCAAAGUUAUUAAGUGUAGGGGGGUCGGGUUUAAAAUGGUCAAAAUCCAUAGAAAAGAACUCAAAACAAGCUAACGAGGAAGCUACGCUUGCAGUUGCAGCAGCUGAGAAGAAAAGGAGAGAGCAGCAGCAUCUUAAGAGUAGGAAUAAUAAUAAUAAUAUGUCGAGAGAUCGAAUAUUUCGUAUUGGCCUGGUCAGAUACAAAAUGGACCCUUCAAGGAGGACCCUUCAAAGGAUUUCAGAUGAGGAACCUUCAACUUCCAAGAGUUCAAAAGAAGAGACGAGGAGGAGGUCUUAUGUGCCAAAGAGAUUGCUGAUCGGCCAUGAUGAGUAUUUACGUAUUGGAAAUGAUCAAGUUUGCACCAAGUUUUUGAAAGGUUUAUGCUCCAAUCCACAUUGCAACUUAACUCAUAAGGUCAUACCUGAAAGGAUGCAAGAUUGCUCUUAUUUUCUGCAAGGAGUGUGCUCAAAUGAACAUUGUCCUUAUAGACAUGUAAACGUGAACUCAGCUGCCUCUGUUUGUGAAGCUUUUCUCAAGGGUUAUUGUGCUGAUGGCAAUGAGUGUCGAAAGAAGCACACGUAUGCAUGCCCAGCAUUUGAAGCCACAGGCGAAUGUUCUCAAGGCACAAAUUGCAAACUUCAUCAUCCUAAAAACCGAAGCACAGGAUUGAAGAGGAAACACCAAAACCAAAAAACCCAGAAACACUCCAGGGGCCGUUACUUUGGGGCAGUUGGUGGGGGUGGGGGUGAGGGCGAGGAGGCUGAGAGACAGCAUCAUUUCAAUUUAAAGGAUAUCUUAUGCCAACAAGGAAAAUUAGGUGCUGAUUAUAUCAGUAUAGAUUUUGGGGAUGGGGUAACUGAUGAAACAACAGUGGUAACUAGUGAAGAAUACCCUUUAUAUUUAGUAGGUGAAGAAGAAGAAGAAGCCCAUCUUGAUCUUGAUCAUCUCACAAAGCCUAUUGGAAUAAUGAAAAACUUCAACUUACAUACACCUCACAUGGCAUGAUACUGGCAGCUCAGCUGGAAGGACACCAAAAUGAUGGGAUACUUGGAGAGGAGGAAACAUAAUGAAAAUCCAGAAAGCAGUUGAUUGUUUUGUGUUUUAGUUAUAUGUAGACUAGUAGUAGGGUCAUAGGAAAUAGAUGAUAGAUAUCAUGUUUUGUAGAUCAACUUGUUCAAUAGAAUUUGAAGCACCUUCUUAUAUAUAACAUUGUUUUUUGUUUCUCUUGUAUAAAUUGAUACUUUGUUUUUGUUUGGUUUCUAAAAGAAUCUUUAGUUUUGGGUCGUCCUUUAAUAGA